This is a messenger RNA of Grus americana (Whooping crane), 1967 nucleotides long. It is a transcript of the gene RBMS1, whose product is annotated as RNA binding motif single stranded interacting protein 1. The record is from RefSeq and is a predicted model, not a curated record. Gene Ontology annotation, molecular function: mRNA 3'-UTR binding; poly(A) binding; poly(U) RNA binding. NCBI's taxonomy places the organism in Eukaryota, Metazoa, Chordata, Aves, Gruiformes, Gruidae. Gene Ontology annotation, cellular component: ribonucleoprotein complex; cytosol; nucleus. The transcript has 14 exons. The coding region runs from base 321 to 1538 and encodes 405 amino acids.
GCCGCCUGGCACCGCCGCCGCGCCCGCCCCGAGCGCUCCCCGCACCGCCGCUCCGCCAGCCGGCCCGCCGCCGCUGCUCGGCCCCGGCCGGGCGGGGACUUGGCAGGAACUCCCGGGGAGAGAGCGAGAGUGCCUGCCCCCGCUGCCGCCGCUCCGCUGUGGCUUUUGGGUGGAGGAGGAGGAAGGUCUGGGCUCGGCCGAGGAGCAGCAGCCGCCGCCGCCGGAGAGGAAGAGACAGGAGGGAGAGAGAGACGGAAAGGCGGCUGGAGCGCCCCAAAGUGACCCCCCAUCCCUGCACUGCAGGCUACAUUUCCAGCUUCAUGGGCAAAGUGUGGAAACAGCAGAUGUACCCCCAGUACACCACCUACUACUACCCCCAGUAUCUGCAGGCGAAGCAGUCCAUUGUACCAGCCCACCCAAUGGCUCCUCCUAGUCCCAGCACCACCAGCAGUAAUAACAACAGUAGUAGCAGCAGCAACUCAGGAUGGGAUCAAUUAAGUAAAACAAACCUUUACAUCAGAGCACUGCCUCCAAACACCACUGAUCAGGACCUGGUAAAAUUAUGCCAACCGUAUGGGAAAAUUGUAUCCACGAAGGCUAUUUUGGAUAAGACAACAAACAAAUGCAAAGGUUACGGUUUUGUUGACUUUGACAGCCCGGCAGCUGCUCAGAAGGCAGUUUCUGCUUUAAAAGCUAGUGGAGUCCAAGCACAGAUGGCAAAGCAACAAGAACAAGAUCCAACUAACUUAUACAUUUCCAAUUUGCCGCUUUCAAUGGAUGAGCAGGAGCUUGAGAACAUGCUGAAACCAUUUGGGCAGGUUAUCUCUACGAGGAUACUGCGAGACUCGAGUGGGACAAGCCGUGGUGUUGGCUUUGCAAGGAUGGAGUCAACAGAAAAAUGUGAAGCAGUGAUUGCUCAUUUUAAUGGAAAAUUCAUAAAGACACCAGCAGGAGUUUCUGUUCCUGCAGAACCUCUGUUGUGCAAGUUUGCCGAUGGAGGACAGAAAAAGAGACAGAAUCAGAAUAAAUAUAUACAGAAUGGAAGAGCGUGGCACAGAGAAGGCGAGGUGAGACUUGCUGGAAUGACACUCACGUAUGAUCCAACCACAGCUGCUUUACAAAAUGGAUUUUAUCCGUCACCCUACAGUAUUACAGCAAACAGAAUGAUCACCCAGACUUCUAUGCCAUAUAUUCCUUCUCCGGUUUCUACAUACCAGGUUCAGAGUCCUUCUUGGAUGCAGCCUCAACCAUAUAUAAUGCAGCACGCAGGUGCUGUACUGACUCCCUCCAUGGACCACACCAUGUCACUACAGCCUGCAUCUAUGAUAAGCCCUCUGACACAGCAGAUGAGUCAUCUUUCAUUAGGCAGUACUGGAACAUACAUGCCAGCCACAACAGCUAUGCAAGGAGCCUACAUACCCCAAUAUACACAUGUCCAGACAGCAGCGGUUCCUGUUGAGGAAGCCAGUGGUCAACAACAGGUUACAGUAGAGACGUCCAGUGACCAUUCUCCAUAUACGUAUCAGCAAAAUAAGUAACUGUGAGAUGUCCAGUGUUGACCUGGCCUGGAGAAGGGUGCAAAGGCUGAAACAAUCAUGGAUUUUACUGAUCAAUUGUGCUUUAGGAAUUAUUGAUAGUUUUGCACAGGUUCUUGAAAAUGUUAUUUAUAAUGAAAUCAACUAAAACUAUUUUUGCUAUAAGUUCUAUAAGGUGCAUAAGAAAAACCUUAAAUUCAUCUAGUAGCUGUUCCCAUGAACAGGUUUAUUUUAGUAAAAAAAAAAAUUUUUAUCAAGUGUUAUGACGCAAAAAAAAAAAAUUCAAAUUUCUGGGUAUGCACAGAUGACCACGAAGACUUAUUCACGUGCAUGACAGAAUUUGUGUUUUGGUUUAUUUUUAUUUUGUUUCUUUUUUUUUUUUUUAAUUGUAUGAAAUGGAUUUUCUGAAGUUUAAAAUAGUAAAACAUCUAA